Pieris macdunnoughi is the source of this 1599-nucleotide messenger RNA. NCBI's taxonomy places the organism in Eukaryota, Metazoa, Arthropoda, Insecta, Lepidoptera, Pieridae. The record is from the annotation of a GenBank genome assembly.
AUGUCUAAUACUCUGUGGAAUUUAAUAAUUAUUACGCUAAUUGGGUAUUAUGCACAGAUUAUUUACCAUGAAUGGUCCCGACCAAUUGUGCUCACCAAAAACGGAUGGAUUCGGGGUUUGAGAUCAGAAGAAGGGUAUGACAUGUACUUGGGCAUACCUUAUGCAACAGUAAGAGAGGAUAACCCUUUCUCAACUUCCUCGUCCUAUCCGAGUUGGAACGGAAUUUUCGAUGCCAGCGACAACACCAAGCUAUGUCCGCAUGUGGAAGAGGCACUAAAAGUACCCGUGGGUACACUCCAAUGUCUGAAUUUACAUAUAUAUGCGCCUCGUAAUGGGAAGAGCCUUCCCGUGAUUGUGUUCAUCUAUGGCGGCCAAUACAGAUUUGGCCAUGCCGGUCGAAUCGGAAGUUAUGUUGUGUACAUACCAGAGUUUUUCGUACAAAACAAUGUUAUCGUAGUAACAUUUAACUAUAGAUCUGGUGUCUACGGUUUCCUUUGUUUGGAUACGCCCGAAAUACCCGGUAACCAGGGUCUGAAGGACCAGACAUUAGCUUUGCAGUGGAUAAAGAAAAAUAUAGAGAAUUUCGGUGGCGAUUCUAAUAGAAUUACAAUUUUGGGACAUAGCUCCGGCGCCAUGAGCACUGAGUUUCAUGUCUAUGUCAAUCCUGAUUUAUUCAACCAAUUUAUCUUACAAAGCGGGUCAGCAUUUGUACCAGGAGGCAUCGGCAAGGCAGAUAGAAACAAACCCAUCAAAAUAGCCAAGACAUUAGGCUAUGAAACAACUACAUUAAAUGACGCUAUAAAGUUUCUGACCAAAGUCGAUGUCCAAGCGGUCGCUACUGCAACGAAAGCGAUGAUUUUCAGACCGUGUAUAGAAAAACGUUUCGCAGGAGUCAAAGGCUUUUUAAACGAACAUCCACUCAAUAUGAAGCUAGAUUUAGGUAAUAAAACUGUUUUAAUUGGGAACACUAAGAGGGAAUAUGCUAAAGAAAUUUGCUUACCGUAUAAUGCUAUCGAUAGUAAAGAUGUGGUUAAAAUUAAUUUGAAUUUUGGUUUUGAGCCCAACGAUAAUAUUGUUGAGAGAAUAAAAAAAUACUACGACAUACAUGAAAAAGAGGGUCAAGUGGAAUAUGAAAAUGUUUUGAAGUUCUUUAGCGAUUUAUAUUUCAACUAUCCAACGGAUCGGACGAUUAAUAAAUACUUGGGUAGUGGAGUCAAAAAGAUAUAUCAAUACAUUUUUUCUUACUCUGGAAACAGAAAUCUAAUGAAGGUGAUGAGAAACAUAUCUGUUGAAGCAACAACGCAUGGAGACGAUCUUGGAUAUUUAUUUAAAAUGACAUGUUUGGACAAGACGAGUGAUAGCGAUCAACUUUUGGUUGACAGAAUGGUAAAAAUGUGGACCGAUUUUGCUAAGUAUGGAGACCCAACGCCCAAAAUAUCAAAUCUACUGCCAGUAACAUGGGUGCCGACCACUAAGCAAAGAAAGUAUCUCAUUAUAGAUACUAUAAUGAGGAUGGACGAUACAUUGCUUCAUGAUAGAAUAAAAUUUUGGCACAAUUUAUAUAAAACAUACGAAAAAUUUGUUAAAUUGGAAAGUUAG